CUGUUUCACUAUGCUAGCUCGUCAUCGCUCUCGUUCGUUCGAGGACUUGAUAUCGACGACUCGGCGAAGCGCGCCGCGGCGUCGAUUCUCGCUUUCCCCCGCGACCAUGGGUGACUCGUUUGACCUUAUGAUUCUGCUCUCGCUAACUGCAAGUACACUGACUCCAUCGCAAUUAGAGUGCCCGGAUUCCACUGCAGAUCGGCGCGUGCCCAUUCGCUUAAAAGAGCUGCUUUGUCAGUAUAUUAUAUCUCGUAAGUCUUGUUAUGAUAUUCGGCGUUGCACACCGACAAACAAAGAAAAUUCCUAUCACGAGGGCGGGAUGAUGAAGCCAGCCUGAGAGCAGCUCUUUUGUGGAGUCUUGCCUCGAGGGUCGUUGGUAAGCCUUUUAGCUGACAAAUGCUCGGAAGGCCGGCAGCCGCGGGCAUCGAAACCUGGAAGCGAUGGCGACAAUCAAAGUUUGCAGCGCACGGGCAGGGUUCCGACGCAUCGCGAGCCGCAUUUUGCAGUCCGAGGACGCGCCAUCGACAUUUCCGUCGCUCCACAAAGACUCAUGCAUGCAGCACCCCAGGACACUUAAGGAUGAAUGUAACGCGUAGUUUAUUCCACCCGAUCUUGGAAGCAGCAGGUACCAAGCGAUUUGGGACUCUGGGAAAAGACGCCUCGCCUAGAUGAUGUGCUUACAAUAUCAAUGCUUACAGAGCAGACAGGCAGGAUCUUGAUCUUUCCGAGAGACUCCAGCUCCCUUUCCACAUCCGCAAAACCUCGUCGUCGACAUCUCUUCCGCCUCUUGCGCACCAACCAUGUCUCACGGCAAGCAGUUCACUCUCUUCUCUCACAAAGGUGGUCCGAACGGGUGGAAGGUUGCCUUCAUCUUUGAGGAGCUCGGCCUGACCUACGAGUCUAUCUACUUCGACUUUCAGAAGAAUGAGCAAAAAGCUCCGGAGUUCACCAAGUAUAACCCUAACGGACGCAUCCCUGCAAUCAUCGAUCACGGCAACAACGACUUCGUGGUCUGGGAGUCCAACGCGAUCACCCAGUACAUCGUCGACAAGUACGACAAGCAGCGCAAGCUAUCGAUCGCGCCGGGCACCGAUGAUUACUAUGCCCAGCUCCAGUGGUUGUACUUCCAGGCGUCCGGCCAGGGCCCGUACUUUGGUCAGGUCGGCUGGUUCACCUUUUACCACCCGGAGAAGGUCCCGAGCGCAGUGGAGCGGUACAGGAACGAGACCAAGCGUGUGUUCGGUGUGCUCGAGAGUGUGCUGUCGAAGCAGGAGUGGCUUGUCGGCGAUAGGCUGACCGUCGCGGAUAUCUCCUUUGUCCCAUGGAACAUCGCCGCCACGACGCGCCUCCUCGAGAACUUCGAAUUUGAGAAGGAGUUCCCUGCCACCGCCAAGUGGCACAACAAGCUUUUCGAGCGUCCGGCCGUCAAGAAGGUCUGGGAGGAGCGUGAGAGGCUGCUCGCUCAGCAGUAAACAGGAUGCAGGACUGUGCAGGGUCGUACUCUCACACUGCAACACAAUAGUUUACUGAAUAAAAUACGUGCACCAUGCUGAUCU
This is a messenger RNA of Phanerochaete carnosa HHB-10118-sp, 1556 nucleotides long. RefSeq lists its product as uncharacterized. Lineage: Eukaryota; Fungi; Basidiomycota; Agaricomycetes; Polyporales; Phanerochaetaceae. The record is from RefSeq and is a predicted model, not a curated record. The transcript is spliced from 9 exons. Bases 801 to 1472 code for a protein of 223 amino acids.